Molecule: messenger RNA, 2647 nt
Organism: Entelurus aequoreus (snake pipefish)
Lineage: Eukaryota; Metazoa; Chordata; Actinopteri; Syngnathiformes; Syngnathidae
Exons: 13
Coding region: 558-2429 (623 amino acids)
Source: RefSeq, a predicted model, not a curated record
UUCAAGAAACAUCAAGUUGUGUUACACAGAACAGGGACAAAGAUAAGACCUUCUGGAGGAAAGUUCUGUGGUCAGAUGAAACAAAAAUUGAGCUGUUUGGCCACAAUACCCAGCAAUAUGUUUGGAGUAGAAAAGACGUCCAGCAGCGCCCCCACAUUAAAGAGGAAGAGGAGGAUCCACAGUCUCCUCACCUUAAAGAAGAAGAGGAUGAAUGUUGGAUCAGUCAGGAGGGAGAGUGUCUUCUAGGGCAGGAGGAGGAUGAUGUCACCAAGUUUCCACUGACUGUUGUCUCUGUGAAGACUGAAGAGCAUGAAGACAAACCACCUGAGUCCUCACAGCUUCAUCACAGUCCAAUCCAGCAGGAUCCAUCAGCAGAGGAGGCAGAUGACGAGGCCACACUCAAGGCCAAGAGGAAGAGGACCACCACCUUCAACGAGGAAGAGAAGGAGGAAAUAAUCGACUUCCUCCUGCAACAUGAGGUCCUCUACACCAAACGCCUCGCCGGGUUCAAAGACGUCAGCAAGAAGGAGAAGCUGUGGGCGACGCAGGCCGAGAAGAUGGGGACGACGGCGGCGGACCUGAAGACCUGGUACACCAGUAUGCGCACAAUGCUCGGUCGGCUGAAGAAGAGGGCCAGGAAGAGCGGCGCCAUGGCUGACCUGAACGCCACAGAGCAGUGGGUCUGGGACAAGUUUGGCUUCCUGCGGCCCCACAUCGAGACAGUGGACCCGAGGAACGCGGCCUUGUUUGCUACGUCAACUCAAGAAAUAGCCACUGAGGCCCCGGCGGCCAGCGCGGCAUUCUCUGGUGCGAGCUCACCGACAGGAUCACAGGGGUCCUCGCAGCCGGGGUCUCAGCAGUCACUGACACAGGAGAGGAUGACCUCAGGAGAACAGAAGGACCUCCUGGUGGACUUUAAGACACGCGGCACGUCGGGAACUGCCAGCUCCUUCUUCGGCAGAUACGUGGAAGAGAGCCUCUCCAAGCUGCCAGGGGACCUCAGAAGGGCAGCAGAGGUGAACAUUAUGCAGGAGCUUCACAGGGCCCAGACUGCGGCCGAGCAGAGGAGCACGGCACCCACGCGACCUGCCUUUGUGUACCAGCAGUCGAACCAGCAGGAGUACCAGGGGCUAGCGCAAAUUGGAAAUGCUGUGCCACCUACUACACUGCAUGCCAGCUCUGACGUCCCACCAACUGCCACACCUGCAUAUCCCAUGGCGAAACAAACGGCACCAAUGGAUCAGAUAGUGCCAUUGGUACUGCAAGUAGUUCCGGUAUUUGAUAUCCGCCAGAUUCUCCGAGCUUCACCUGGGGGCAGGCUGAUAGUUCAGAGGCUUGAUGAGGAUGGUGUGAUCACAAUCAAGCAGAGGUAUUGCCUCGUCCGGAUUCUGGUGUCACAUCUCAUGGAGAAGUUUGGAGACAGCCCUAGCUCUCAAACAAAAAACACAAUGGCUUCAUCUUUGGUUCAGACAUUCCCCUGCUUGAAAGACACAUCAGACAGUGGUCAUGAAAUAUGGUAUACCCAAGGCCGGAACUACCGUCCGGCCACUGGAUUCCUCGAAGAAAGGCUGAGGAAUAUUAGGAAGAGGAAGAGAUCAUUGAGCAGGCCUACCAGGCAAGAGGACAGCGAGCCUGCAAGGGUGUGCAUACCAGAUUCUACCAUAUCCGAUGAGAGAGCUGAACGGAUGAAAGAAUGGCUGAGACACAAUUCUCAGCCCCUGGGCCAGGUGUGGGCGUACAUGCAGGACACAGUCCUGUACAGGGCACGCUGGAUAAGAGGACAGAACUCUAAAAAUGUAUCGGAGAUCCUCAAAGAGUUCCCACAUCUGACUACUCAAGGCAUGAUUGCACAGGAUUUUCAGGUUUUACACGGAGAGGCGGCCCCCAAACUCAGCGAAACAUGGCUGCCUGUGUACACCGAGAAGAUCCUGAGCCUUGCAAGACGUGAAGGGAAACUUGCAUUGCGGGCAGAUGAAAUGGCACUGGAUGCCAAGUGGCAACUCGCGUUCAAAGUAUUACCUGCAAUGCUUCCACCUACGGUAUAUAAAGUUGGCGGCAAAGUGUUCCGACACACGAUUGAGGAAUCCAGGUUGGCCUUCAUUGACUGUAAACCUGUCGGAACUAACAUGGUGGAGUACCUCCAGCACGCAGAGGUGUCGAGGUCAUACCCCUACGUCCUCUCUCUGGGAGAUGACCGCCUGCACUGCUCCUGUCAGUCAUUCGUUAUCCUAGCAGGUCAGGCUUUGGAGCAGAGCACACUGCUGGGGGCAGUCGACGUCUGCUUCAAGGCUUUUCAUAUCUUUGACAUCAGCUACCCCAAGCAGUGUGCCCCUGUUUGGGAAUUUCUCCAGAAAGUGGUCUAUGAAAUGGGAGGAGGUGAGUCCACCCCUGUGAACUUUCUGCACACAGCAAUACUUGCUUGCAAGUAGAGACCGGAGGAUUCGAUUGUUUUCCUUCUGCUGUCCAAAACUGUUUGGUAUUCGUGUAUUUUCACAUAGUUUGUCAUAGUUUUUGGAACAUCCAUACUGGAGGUCAUCUGUUCCAACAUACUGAAAUAAGCUAAUGUUCAUUUGCUGACAGUUGAUCUGUCAGUUUUGAAUGGGAUUGUUUUCAAAAUAAAGCGUCAACUGUUUGUUGCACAUAUGUU